AGAUGACACUGACAGCUACAGAGUGAUUUGGCUGUGGUGUAUUGCACGGGCGAUGGGGCUAUGUUUUUAUUUCAUUCUAAUUAAUUAGAUGACAAAAUUCCGGGCUUAUCCACUACAGUGCUAGUGAUAAGUCAUUAGGGUACCAAAUUACUAAUUUAUUUUCAUUCAGUACUGAUUGCAUUCAUGACAUAACCUAAAAGUUCCUUGAAUCAGAGUUCUUAUGUAAAUUCGCAUUUAUUUGAAUAAACUAUGGAAAGUAAAUCGAAAAAUGUGGUUCGGGUUGGAUCGAGGAAGAGCGAGCUGGCCCUCAUCCAAACCAAUUAUGUGAUUAAGUGUCUAAAAAAACAUCAUCCCGAAAAGGAGUUUGAAAUAGUAACCAUGACAACGCUCGGAGACCGAAUACUAGACAUUUCGUUACCUAAAAUCGGGGAAAAAUCUCUGUUCACAAAAGAUUUAGAGGACGCUCUGCGCAAUGAUUCCGUGGACUUCGUCGUGCACUCACUCAAGGAUUUACCCACUACCUUGCCCGACGGACUUGCUAUUGGUGCUGUUUUUGAAAGAGAGGAUCCAAGAGACGCGCUAGUCCUUCGCGAGGACUUUAAGGACCACACGUUAGCGACACUGCCUGCCGGUUCUGUAAUUGGUACAUCGUCCCUCCGUCGCACAGCCCAGCUGCGCGGCUCGUACCCGCAGCUCACGGUGCAGGAUGUCCGCGGCAACCUCAACACGCGCCUUCGCAAGCUCGACACGUCGGGACAGUACGCGGCGCUCAUGCUCGCCAGCGCGGGCCUACAGCGAAUGGGCUGGGGCAACCGCAUCUCUAAGAUUUUGCCGUGUGCGGAUAUGAAGUACGCGGUAGGUCAGGGCGCGCUGGCCGUGGAGUGUCGCUCGGACAACGCCGCCAUCUUAGCAAUGCUGGCGCCCUUCAACCACCCCGAGACAUACUGCCGCAUACUCGCCGAAAGGAGCUUCUUGAAAACUUUAGGUGGUGGUUGCAGCGCACCUGUUGGCGUGUCCACAACUAUAAAACCAGUAGACUCCCAAUUCAAACUGUCCAUAACUGGCGCCGUGUGGAGCCUAGAUGGCGCCACCAAACUAGAUCACACGCUACAACAAACAUUCGUGCAAAUAAAACGCACGCAAAAACAUAAACUGAGUCCCACAGAAGAGAACGAAUGUAAAAAAGUCAAAAUUGACAAUGGGGAGGCUGAAAACGAAAUUCUUAACCCAUCAGAAGUACUUAAAGACAAUAAGACUGACAGUACUGGCAGCUGCGGGGAGGCCAGUGACAGUGAAGUGGACAGACGUAUAUUCUGCGGGCUGUCCGUAAACCCCAGCAUGCCAAUAGAUGUUAUUAUCAAAUGUGAUAACCUUGGCCGAGAUGUGGCCAACGCGCUCAUUGAUAAAGGCGCGUUAGAAGUUAUGAAAGUGACGCAAGACUUGAUAAGAAGCUCUGUCGCUGAGAAAUCAUGAUUUUUAGUUAUGAAAAUGAGGCUGUAUAUUGCUAAAGAGGCCAGACAAAAGGCCUAACGAUUAGUAUCAAUUUUACAGAAGACAAAUGUUGGGAAAUCGCACAAUGUUAUAAAUAUUUUUCACUGAAUGGGAUAAUUUGUAAAUUAACCUAAAAGCUGCUUAUUUUAAAACAAUUUUGAGGUUGGGUCUUUUCGCAAUGCCUUAGUAUGUAUAUAAUAUCUAGUAAAAUUAGAAACAGAACAAUUAUGAAGAAUUUGUAAUAUUGUAAAUACAAGUAGUAUCUUUUUAUAAAGCGCGGUGCAGCUUGUCUAAGCAACGAUGUUCGGCGGCAGUGUUUGUAAAUAAGAAAAACAUUGUUAUUUUUUUUAUGGUACAGACUUUUACAACGAAUCUGUUAUAUUUAUAUUUGAAGGAUGUUCGUUGUAUUGACUAUGUUCUGACCACAGAGUAUUGAAUGAGUGCAGUGUUAAUAAAAUGUAUUUAUUUAAAAUUUUCUUCAAAUGCAACUCGCAAUUUUAAGAAAAUAUUAUUAUAUGUCGAAUUUUUGUAACCAUACUGAGUCAAACAGUAAAGUUAUGAAAUGCGUUCUUUAUUUUUAUUCCGUUUGUAGAAAUUGUAGAUUCUGUAUCAUACAGUCAAAUUAAUCUUAAAACUUAGAAAAUACGAAUAAUGUUACUAGCCUACGAUUAACUGCAAAACGCUGAUAGCACAGCAUUUUAUUGACUACUCUAGUGGCUGAAACCGGACUGUUGACUGUUAUGUAUGGAUUUAAAUAAAUUGUAUUUUGUUUCUAUAGACGUACGAUGUUGUACAAAUUAUAUUAUGUAGUGGGUACUUAUUUAUGUGGGAAACUUCCCUGGGACCUUUAUAGAUAUUAACUUUAUAUAAUUGGUUAUGUAUUUAAAUUGUUUUGUUAUCCAACAAAUGUUUGUUUUGUGGUUAUCAGGGAUUUAUUAGGUGCCUUGAAUCGAGUAAUUGAAUCUUGAAACGUGUCCUUGUAAUUAAAAUCUGUGUAUCUGGAUGAAAUUUACAUUUGAUGCCUCUUCUAGUUGGUAUAAUUAUUUUCCUUAUUUUCUGAAGGCUUAUCAACUCAUUUAAUCGCGACAGUUGUUUGAACAAGACUUACAGUCACAGAUUAUGAGAUUUGACAGACGCAUUCAUUUAUUAUAAUUUUUGUGGUGAUCAGUGUUCGAGAAACCAGGUUUACAGUAUUUGUAGACCAAAACAACCAUUAUGUUGGUUACCAAAUUUAAUAUUGUUAUUAAUCCCUAUUCCAAUAUCUAUUUCUUCUGUAAAUUAUUGACGAUUGUCAGAUCCUUUUAUUUAGUUAAAUCUUCUUACUCUAUGUAUGGGGACAUCAUAUUGCGCAAGGAGAAACAAAUUCGUGACGUUUCAAAAAUUUAGGUAAAUUGAAGCAUGAAGAACUCUGAGACUUAAAUACGCGUAUUACGAACAAAAAUGGUGUGGGGUGGGGGCCUAACUAGUAAAGACUAUGGCUACACGUUGACUGAUAAUAAUUAUAUUCAUUGACAUCUUCUGUUCGACUCUCUGCCAGAUGUAAUUUAACACCUCAGUUUCCUUUUAACCUGCAUCCUGUAACUAUGGUGUUUAUAUAAUUGUUGAUGUUUAUGUUAAUUUUAUUUAAAUAAACCGGUGAAUGUGUUGGGA
Trichoplusia ni (cabbage looper) is the source of this 3141-nucleotide messenger RNA. RefSeq names its product porphobilinogen deaminase-like. The coding region runs from base 250 to 1473 and encodes 407 amino acids. Gene Ontology annotation, molecular function: hydroxymethylbilane synthase activity. Gene Ontology annotation, cellular component: cytoplasm. The record is from RefSeq and is a predicted model, not a curated record. The transcript is spliced from 7 exons. Gene Ontology annotation, biological process: heme biosynthetic process. Lineage: Eukaryota; Metazoa; Arthropoda; Insecta; Lepidoptera; Noctuidae.